AUGACUAGUAAUAUCGCCGACAUACUAGAUAAUGCUGCGGGAAAGGCUCAGAAGGCACAGGGCGAGUCCUUAAACACCUUUCUUGCAUCUCUCACAACAUCAGGAAUUACUCUGGGAUUCGGGUUCAUCUCAUACGUAUUUCUUAAAUACAGGUGCCCAGAACAGUAUUCGCAACAAACACGCCGGACGUCUAAUUCGGGAUGGAAACCGGCUUCGCUGUCGCCGCGGAUGCUCUUCUUCCAAAUGCCAGACCUCCCCUUGAGGCAUGCGCCCGGUCUCGAUAAUUACUUCUUCGAUCGUUAUUUACAGACAAUAACAACAAUUUUCCUCCUUCUAGGGCUAACAAUACCACCGAUCCUCAUUCCAUUAAAUGUGGUUGGCGGCAAGAACGAGGCUGGAGGAGUAAAAGGGCUCGAUCGUCUGAGUUUUUCAAAUGUUGGCCGCUCGCACACAGACAGGUACUGGGUUCACCUUAUAAUUGCUAUCCUCGUAGUUGCGUUAGUUUGCCGCAUACUUCAGCGCGAAUUGCAAGAGUACACAAGAAUCGAGAGCAGCUUCAGCGUUUCUCGCACAUCAUCCCUCCUUAUCUCGAGCUCGAUGCAACAUCUCUCUUCCAAGGCCAUUCAGCGACACUUUCAUAAAACUGCUGGUGGUGUACGCUUUAUAACGGCGAAUCGGGACUACAGCACCUUACGCGCCAAAGUACGCCGACGUGAUGCUUUAAUUACAAAGUUAGAGAUCGCCGAAACCACUCUUAUCAUGAAAGCGAACUAUAACCAAAAGCUCGGUCGCACGAAGGACGACAGAUACAGCCACCCCAUUCCGCUAUGGACAAAAUACCUAGAUCAGAAGGACCGCCCAUCAAUUCGGCUCUCUAUAGUUCCAUGGCUGCCCCCUUUGCCAUUUAUUGGAGUGCGGGUCGAUGCAAUCCGUCAUUUCCGUACGGAGUUUGCCAGAUCAAACGCCGAGAUUGAGUGGGACCAAGAGCACCCAUACACAUUCCCUCCAACUAACUCCUCCUUUGUUCAUUUCAACCAGAGAAUCUCAAAGCAGCUUGCGACCAUAGCGCUCAAAGCACGAAUCCCCCCUUCCUGGACGCUAAAACAUGGUACCACUCCAAGCGACACGAUAUGGGCUCACGUCUCGAUCAGUUGGUGGCAGCAGUGUAUUCGGACAGCUAUCGUCUAUAUUCUGGUCACGGUGCUUAUACUUGGCUUCGCAGUCCCGGUCACAGCCAUUGGGUCGCUUUCUCAGAUCAAAUACCUCGCCAAUGCGGUCUCUUGGUUACGAUGGGUAGGGACUCUUCCAAACUGGCUUUUAGCGGCUAUCCAAGGAGUGCUGCCUCCGUUGCUCGUGGCUGUUAUUACAGCCACAGUUCCACUCGUGGUCCGCCUGCUCACAAACAUAGAGGGACUUCAUUCGCGCCAAGCCACUGAAAACCACAUUCAAAUCUACUACUUCGCCUUCCUCUUUAUCCAGGGGUUUCUUACAAUCUCCUUAUCAGCAGGUAUUACAACCAUUAUUGGACAAUUGGCAAACACGAUUCAAGCCGUUCCUGCAGUCCUCGCACAGAAUUUGCCCAAGGCGUGUAAUUACUUUUUUUCUUAUAUCAUUAUGAGUACCUCUACAGCGGCGGUCUCCACUCUUAUACAUGCCGACCAGCUUCUCAACUUGUUCGUACUUUCCCCGGUGUUCGACAAAACAGCUAGACAGAAGUGGAUGAGAGGAGAGAAUAUAGGCCUACGAAAAUGGGGGACAUUCAUACCGGUCUUUACAAAUAUUGCAUGUAUAGGUCUCAUCUAUUCAGUAAUCGCUCCACUUAUUCUAGUUUUUAGUGUCGUUUAUUUUGGAGCGCUCUGGAUACUAUAUCGGUCCUAUCCUCCGAAACUCACGGAGUUAGAUCUUGGCACCGGCGGCCUGUUUUAUCCCACAGCAAUACGCCAAUUGUUUACCGGCAUAUAUUUCAUGGAGUUUUGCUUGGCUGGCUUAUUCUUUCUUGUCCGCGACGCCGAUGACAGAGCGACAUGCACCGCGCAGGCAGUAAUUAUGGUAGUAGUUACGGCCUUAACUGCAUUGUUUCAUUAUACUCUAUAUUAUAGUUAUUGGAUACCUUUUUUGCCUCUUCUCGAUAUUUUCAAGCGGAAAAUUAAUCCAAUUAGCAGUCAAGGCAAUGGCCAGCAAGAUUGGAGAAGCAGAAAAGAGGUUAAAGAGCUCUCGACUCAAAAGCCAAGGAUAUUGCAAGCGGAUCUUGUUCAAGACGAGGCUCUGAGGUCUUCUCGUCCAGUUAUCUGGAUUCCGAAGGACGAGUUGGGGAUUGCGGAUGAUGAGAUCUCUCAUGUAAGGAGAACCCAUGAUAUGUGGAUUAGCAAUGAAAGUGCAUCUCUAGAUGAGCGAGGAAAUCUGAAAUUAUGGGGUCCGCCUCCAACUAGAGGAUGA
Messenger RNA from Hyaloscypha bicolor E, 2436 nucleotides. Its product is annotated as DUF221-domain-containing protein. Gene Ontology annotation, molecular function: calcium-activated cation channel activity. The record is from RefSeq and is a predicted model, not a curated record. NCBI's taxonomy places the organism in Eukaryota, Fungi, Ascomycota, Leotiomycetes, Helotiales, Hyaloscyphaceae. Gene Ontology annotation, cellular component: plasma membrane. Bases 1 to 2436 code for a protein of 811 amino acids. The transcript is spliced from 3 exons.